Messenger RNA from Lasiodiplodia theobromae, 267 nucleotides. RefSeq lists its product as uncharacterized. NCBI's taxonomy places the organism in Eukaryota, Fungi, Ascomycota, Dothideomycetes, Botryosphaeriales, Botryosphaeriaceae. The transcript has a single exon. The record is from RefSeq and is a predicted model, not a curated record. The coding region runs from base 1 to 267 and encodes 88 amino acids.
AUGGCCACCCUCAACCUCCCUGCCUUCUCCCUCGCCGGCGACAUCGACAUCGUCAGCCCCUUGUCUUCGGUCCAGUCGUUGGUGGUGAAAUCCGCUGUUGUGCUCUCUCUCCACAUCCUUCUGUUCAUCAUGCUCGUGCCGCAGCAAGAGAAGAAGAAGAGCCGAAGGUCGCAUUGGCUCGAGAAGAAGGAGCAGACUCCCUCCCUGCCCGCUGGCUUGCCUGCUGCUGGUGGCAAGCAUGAGAGGAAAGACAGCCUGAUGGCGUGA